UUGGUAUAAAAAGACAUGAGAACCAGUGAGGGGUAUGUCAGUUAGCUCUUCACUUUUCAUUUGAUCAGUGUGAAAUACCCUCCUCUAAGCUUUACAAUGAGUUUGCUUAAAGUUGCUGUUUUCGCCGCACUAGCGCUGUGUGCUAGCGCCGAGCCUAAACCAAACCCGGGAGUCCUGGCCGCCCCAGUCGCCCCAAUUGCAUACUCAGCUCCUUUUGUACAGGCCCCAUACUACGCUAGAGCUUAUGCCGCUCCAGUAGCAUACACUGCUCCCGUUGCCGCUGCUUAUACUGCUCCAGUUGUUGCCAAGACCUUUGCUGCUCCAGUCGCCGCUGCUUACGCCGCUCCAGUUGUUGCUGCUCGUGCCGCCCCAAUUGUUGCUGCCGCUGCUCCAGUUGUUGCUGCUCGUGCCGCACCACUUGUCGCUGCCGCUACUGCUCCAGUUGUUGCCGCUGCUACUCCAGUUGUCGCUGCCCGUGCCGCCCCAGUUGUUGCUGCCCCAGUUCAAGCCGAGUUCACCGACUCUUACCCACAGUACCAGUACGCCUACAACGUUCAGGAUACUCUGACCGGUGACUCCAAGACUCAGGAAGAAACCCGUGAUGGAGAUGUUGUCAAGGGAUCUUACUCCCUGAUCGAACCCGAUGGCAGCCGUCGUAUCGUCAACUACUACGCUGACCCAAUCAACGGAUUCAACGCUGUUGUGCAGAAGGAUAUCCCAGUUGCCGUUGCCACCCCAGCCGUCGCUGUUGCCGCCAAGACUGUUGUAGCCCCAGCCGUUGCCGCCAAGGUCGUUGUUUAAGCAGAUAGCAAAUCUCCGUUCUAGCGAGGAUCAGGAUCUGUCUGAAUAUGCUGUGUAUAUAGGACCAACUCCCGAGUGUAAAUAGUCAUUAGGACUCCACUGUCAUCAUUUGUUGUGCGACUUUAAGCAAUCACUCAUCUGUACAUAAUUUCCACUGUUGAAAACAUUGUUGCUAAAAGACAUGCACAUUGUACAGUUUCGUUUUACAUAAUAAAAACAAAAUUGCAAUGAUUAUUUUAUAAAAAAAA
This is a messenger RNA of Aedes aegypti (yellow fever mosquito), 1049 nucleotides long. It is a transcript of the gene Cpr64Ad, whose product is annotated as larval cuticle protein A3A. The record is from RefSeq and is a predicted model, not a curated record. The transcript is spliced from 2 exons. NCBI's taxonomy places the organism in Eukaryota, Metazoa, Arthropoda, Insecta, Diptera, Culicidae. Bases 97 to 801 code for a protein of 234 amino acids. Gene Ontology annotation, cellular component: extracellular matrix.